This is a messenger RNA of Puma concolor (puma), 2580 nucleotides long. It is a transcript of the gene ZNF484, whose product is annotated as zinc finger protein 484. Gene Ontology annotation, molecular function: DNA-binding transcription factor activity, RNA polymerase II-specific; RNA polymerase II cis-regulatory region sequence-specific DNA binding. The record is from RefSeq and is a predicted model, not a curated record. NCBI's taxonomy places the organism in Eukaryota, Metazoa, Chordata, Mammalia, Carnivora, Felidae. Gene Ontology annotation, biological process: regulation of transcription by RNA polymerase II. Gene Ontology annotation, cellular component: nucleus.
AUGACCAAAACAACCCACAAUAUUAUCAGUACUACAGAAAGAAUGGGGUCAGUGUCAUUCAAGGAUGUAAUGAUAGACUUCAGCAGGGAGGAGUGGCAACGAUUGGACCUUGCUCAGAAAAGCCUGUACAGGGAUGUGAUGCUGGAAAACUAUUUCAACUUGAUCUCAGUGGGGUGUCAAGUUCCCAAACCAGAAGUCAUUUUCAACUUGGAACAAGAAGAGCCAUGUGUGCUGGAUGGUGACAUUUCAAGUCACAACUGUCUCAAUGGGGAUAUUGGUUUUAAAACUUUACAGCAGGGAACGUCUAAAGAAGUUUCGAUACGGUUUGAGAAAAUUAAUCUCUUUACAAGAGAUGACCCAUAUUAUUCCAUUUUAGAAGAAUUGUGGCAAGAUGACAAACAGACGGAGAGAUGUGAGGAAUACCAGAACAAAAGUGUAAGUCAUGUCGCCUUUGUUGACAAGGAAACAGUAGCUAAUGAGAGAGACUGUGAAUAUAAGGACACUGGGAAAACUGAUCAUGUAAACACAUACCUUGUUCCUGCAAGAAAAAGACUCCAGAACUAUGACUCAUUUGGAAGGAGUUUGAAGCCUAUUGUAAGCUUAUGUAAUUAUAGAAACAAUGCAAUAGAAAAUCUUGAUAAGAUUAUUGGAUAUGGUAAUAUUUUCACUCCUAUGAAUUCUCAUACAGAAAUGAAUGGUUGUGAAUAUAAUCAGUGUAAGAAACUUCUGAGUCAUAAGCAAGCUCUCAUUCAACAUCACAAAAUUCAUACUGGGAAGAAUCUCAAUUUAUUUUCUGAUUCUGUAAAAAUUUUCACCCAGGGGUCACACCUCUUUGCACAUCAAAGUAUCUAUACUGAGGAGAAACAGCAUGAAUGCAGCAAAUGUGAGACAGUCUUCACUCAGAAGCCCCAACUUGCUGUACCUCAGAAGGCUUCUACAGGAGAGAAACCCUAUAGAUGCACUGAAUAUGAGGAGGACUUUUGCCUCAAGUCAAGUCAUGAGGAAACUCACACUGAGGAGAAUCACUGUAAAUGCAGUGAAUAUGGAAAAGCCUUUAUCCAGAAGUCAGAUCUGUUCAGAUGCCAGGGAAUUCAUAUUGGAGAAAAACCCUAUGAAUACAGUGAAUGUGGGAAAAAUGUUUCUCAGAAUUCAAAUCUCAAUAUACAUAAAAAAAAUUAUACUGGAGAGAAACACUUUGAAUGUACUGAAUGUGGAAAAGCCUUCACAAGGAAAUCAACACUAAGUAUGCAUCAGAAAAUCCAUACGGGAGAAAAGCCCUAUGUAUGUACUGAAUGUGGGAAAGCCUUUAUACGGAAGUCACAUUUUAUUACACAUGAGAGAAUUCAUACUGGAGAGAAACCUUACGAAUGCAGUGACUGUGGAAGAUCCUUUAUAAAGAAGUCACAACUCCAUGUGCAUCAGAGAAUUCACACAGGAGAGAAUCCCUUUAUAUGUACAGAAUGUGGGAAAGUCUUCACUCACAAGACAAAUCUCAUUAUACACCAGAAAAUUCAUACUGGAGAGAGACCUUAUAUAUGUACUGAAUGUGCAAAGGCCUUUACUGACAGGUCAAAUCUCAUCAAACACCAAAAAAUUCAUACUGGAGAGAAACCCUAUAAAUGCAGUGAUUGUGGAAAAUCAUUCACUUGGAAGUCACGGCUCAGGAUACAUCAGAAAUGCCACACUGGAGAGAGACAUUAUGAAUGCACUGAGUGUGGGAAAGCCUUCAUCCAGAAGUCAACACUAAGUAUGCAUCAGAGAAUUCACAGAGGAGAAAAACCUUAUGUUUGCACUGAAUGUGGAAAGGCCUUCUUCCACAAGUCACAUUUUAUUACACAUGAGAGAAUUCACACUGGAGAAAAGCCUUAUGAAUGCAGUGACUGUGGGAAAUCCUUUACUAAGAAGUCACAACUCCAUGUGCAUCAGCAAAUUCACACAGGAGAGAAACCCUACAGAUGUGCUGAGUGUGGAAAGGCCUUCACUGACAGAUCGAAUCUGUUUACGCACCAGAAAAUUCAUACUGGGGAGAAACCCUAUAAAUGUAGUGACUGUGGAAAAGCCUUCACUCGGAAGUCAGGCCUCCAUAUACAUCAGCAAUCUCAUACUGGAGAGAGACACUAUGAGUGCAGCGAAUGUGGGAAAGCUUUUGCAAGAAAAUCAACACUAAUUAUGCAUCAGAGGAUUCAUACAGGAGAGAAACCCUAUAUUUGUACUGAAUGUGGGAAGUCCUUCAUCCAGAAAUCACACUUAAAUCGGCAUCGGAGAAUUCAUACUGGAGAGAAACCCUAUGGAUGCAGUGACUGUGGGAAGGCCUUCAUUAAGAAGUCACAACUCCAUGAGCAUCAUCGAAUUCACACAGGAGAGAAACCAUUUAUAUGUGCUGAGUGUGGAAAAGCCUUCACUAUCAGAUCAAAUCUUAUUAAACACCAGAAAAUUCAUACUAAACAAAAGACCUAUAAAGGCAGUGACUUUAAGAAAGCCUUAAACUGGAGGCCACAGCUCAGGAUACAUCAGAAAUCUGACACUGGGAAAGUAGCAUGUCCAGUGCCACAAUCAUGGUGUGGGGAUACCAAGGAAUGA